CGUCUCUGAAAUGAAUAACUUGACUGUUGAAACCGAAGAUACUUUUGCCAGUUUGCUUGACUUUGCUGCUAACAAUGACAUUGAGGGCUUUGAACGGUAUAUUGAGUGUGACCUUUCGGGCAUUGAUGAGGUCGGGUUAUGGUAUGGCCGUCAAAAGGGGUCGAAACAGAUGGUCCUAGAGCAUAGAACUCCAUUAAUGGUUGCUGCUACAUAUGGUAGUGUUGAUGUUGUCAAACUGAUUCUUUCAUUGUCUGAUGUUGUUGUCGAUGUCAAUCAACCGCAUGGCCUUGAUAGAAACACGGCGCUUCAUUGUGCUGCCUCAGGCGGUUCUAUGAACGCAGUUGAUGUUAUGAAACUUCUCUUAGAAGCCGGUGCUGAUCCUAAUAUGAUCAAUGGCAAUGGCCAUUAUCCUAUUGAUGUUAUUGUAGUGUCCCCAAAAUUCCAAGACCUGAAAUUUUCUCUUGAGAAAUUUCUCACAACCAAUGAUUCUGUAUCAACCGCCACUUCGAAUUCUAAUUCUCCACCGCAAUCACCAUCCCUAUCAUCAUCUUCGAACUCCAAUUCUUCCCCCAACAGUUCUAAGUUCAUCAAUGUUACUCUUUCAGAAAAGAAAGAAUACCCAAUUGACCCGUCCAUGCCAGACAUCAAGAACACCAUCUAUUCAACCGAUGAAUUUCGAAUGUUCUCAUUUAAGGUCCGGCCUUGUUCUCGUGCCUACUCUCAUGAUUGGACCGAUUGCCCAUUUGUUCAUCCGGGUGAAAAUGCUCGAAGAAGGGACCCAAGGAAAUAUCACUAUAGUUGUGUUCCUUGUCCCGAUUUUCGCAAAGGGGCUUGUCGAUUAGGGGAUAUGUGUGAAUACGCGCACGGUGUUUUUGAGUCCUGGCUCCAUCCUGCUCAAUAUAGAACUCGCCUUUGCAAAGAUGGCACAAGUUGCAAUAGGAGAGUAUGCUUUUUUGCCCAAACACAACAAGAACUCCGACCCUUACAUGUCUCUACCGGUUCUGCUAUAAUGUCCCCCUCACCGUUCACUCCACCCUUGUCUCCAUCUACCAAUGGCAUUUCAAACAUGGGUUGGCCCCAUCCAAAUGUCCCGGCAUUGAAUCUCCCAGGAAGCAACAAUCAUCAAUCAAGUAGUCGCUUACGAUCAUCCCUUAAUGCAAGAGACUUUGCAUCAGAGGACUUAGAUUUGUUGCCUGAUUUCGAUGUGCAGCAACAACAGCUGCUCCAAAAUGAACUGUGUCGCUUUUCUCAAUUGGGUAUUAGUAAUAAUUCUUUGAACUGUUCUGCUGAGAGCUCUUCUCCCCGGUUUUCUGAUCAGGCACUGGCUUCAUCUGUUUUCUCCCCAACACACAAGUCAGCGAUUUUCAAUCAGUUUCAGCAUCAGACUAUUUCGCCAAUGAGCCCUCGGGUUUCAUUGCUUGCUCAACACGAGAAGCAAAAACAACAGUUUCGCAGCCGUAGUUUCCGUGAUCUUGGCUCCAAUUCUGCUAGUGAUUCAUGGUCAAAAUGGGGCUCAUCCAAUGGAAAGCCGGAUUGGUCUGUUAAUCCUGAUGAAUUUGGUAGACUUCGCAGAUCAUCGUCGUUUGAGCUUGGAAACAAUGGAGACGAGCCUGAUUUAUCAUGGGUUCAAUCACUUGUCAAAGAAUCUCCACAAGAAGUUGCAGAUGCAGCUGGAUUUUUGAGCGAAGGCUCGAAUUUGAACUCCUAGAUUGAAGCAAAUGAUCAGUCUGUUCUGGGUGAUUGGAUGGAGCAAAUGCAGCUUGAUCAGCUCAUGGCUUGGUAAAACCUUGAUCAUGUUUUACCUAUCUUGAGCAUGAAAAGCAGCGCGUUUUUGGAAAACAGUAUAUGUUUUUGGUGUUUUUUUAUGCAAUUGCAGGUUGUUUUGUGACAGAUUUCCCAAACCCAAUCAGUUUCAAACUUAUUUUCCAAAUCCAAGUUGUUUCGUGAAGUUGUAUUUUCUAAACAUGACUUUAGGAUUUUGAAAGCAAAACUUUAACCCAAAAGUCGACCAGUUAUAUUUUGACACAACAUUAGGGUUGUCACUGUUAAAUUUUUUGUAUACAUGUUUUGAAACAACACUUCAACCCUAGCGUAGACUUCGGCCCU
Messenger RNA from Camellia sinensis, 2106 nucleotides. The record is from RefSeq and is a predicted model, not a curated record. Lineage: Eukaryota; Viridiplantae; Streptophyta; Magnoliopsida; Ericales; Theaceae.